AUGAGAGUUGCCCUCCAGAUCCCACAUGAGUAUUAUCAGCAAGGUGACCUCAUCAUUGGCAGUAUAUUUUCACAAUUUUUCUCCUUUUUUGACACUAUAUCCUUCAAGCAACACCCAAAUUUAAAGUUUAUUGAAGAUGUCCUUGUAGUGACAAAAUAUUACCAGCAUGUCCUAGCCUUCGUGUUUGCAGUGAAGGAGAUUAACGAGGAUCCCAAGAUCUUACCAAAUGUUACAUUAGGAUUACACGUCUAUGACAGCUACUUCAAUGAAAAGAUGACCUACCAGACUACACUGAACCUUCUUUUCAAAUUGAAAGAAAUGGUACCCAACUACAUGUGUGAUACAAAGAAGAAUGUAAUAGCUGUCAUUGGGGGACUUGACUCUGAAACCUCCCUUUGCAUGGCUACCAUCUUAAGUCCCUAUAAGAUUCCUCAGGUCUCUUAUUUCUUAUUUGGUCCUUCUCAGAGUAUGAAAACCCAGUUCCCUUUCAUCUACCGUGUGGUUCCCAAUGAAGAGUAUCAGCACCAUUUGAUUAUCCAAUUACUUCUGCAUUUCCAGUGGACAUGGGUUGGGAUAGUUACAUCAGGCAAUGAUAAAGGAGAGAAUUUUGUGCAGACCUUGGUUCCAAAGCUUUCCCAGAAUGGCCUUUGUUUGGCUUUCACUGACAUAAUGCCAUCUCCGACAGACUUUUCCAACUUGCUUGAUGAGUACUAUACAUCAGGGGAUAUAGCCGGCUUUGUUAAAGAUCACAAAGCAAAAGCAGUAAUUGUAUUUGCAGAAACUGCAGCUAUAUUUCGUUUUAUAUUCUUGCUGUAUCAAAUACAAGCAGUAAAUAUGGUAGAGACAUCUCUAGGAAGAGUAUGGAUCUUGACAGCUGAGUGGGACUUCCCAGCACUACAGUUUCACAGGGGCUGGAGUAUAGAAGUCUUUCAAGGAGCCUUGUCUUUUGCUGUUCACACCAAUCAGAUAGAGGAAUUUCAACAUUUCCUUCAGCCUUUAAAUCCUUACUCACUCAGUGGAGACAGUUUUAUCAAGGACUUCUGGCAGCAGGCCUUUGACUGCUUACUUGUGGAUUCCCAGGAGUCUGUAGAGAGCAAUGGAACUUGCACCGGUCAGGAAAAGCUGGAGAGUCUUCCAGGACCAUUUUUUCAAAUGAGCAUGACUCCCCAAAGCUACAGUAUAUACACCGCUGCCUACGUGUUAGCCCAUGCUUUACAUGCAAUGUAUGUAUUAAAUCUCAAGCACAAAGCAGUGGCAGCACUUCCAAACUCACAACCAUGGCAGCUUCAUCAUUUCUUGAGGAGCAUCUCUUUUAAUAACAGCAUUGGGGAUCAGGUGUCUCUGAAUGAAAAAGGUGAAUUAGAAAGUGGAUUUGAUAUUAUAAACUGGAUUACUUUCCCAAAUGGAUCUUUCAUGAAGGUGAAAGUAGGGAGGAUGGGUCCAUGGGGAGGCAGACAGUUCACCAUUAACAAGGAGAUCAUCACAUGGCACAAAGUGUUUAACCAGACACCACCUUCUUCUGUGUGUAAUAACGUGUGUCAUCCAGGGUUUGUGAGAAAAAAGAAGGAGGGGGAGCCAUUCUGUUGCUACGAUUGUGACCCAUGUGCAGAAGGGAAGAUUUCUAAUCCAAAAGAGAUGGACAAAUGUAUAAAAUGCCCAGAAGAUCAAUAUCCAAAUGAAGAGCAAGAUGGAUGUCUCCCUAAGAUGUCACACUUUCUGUCCUAUGAUGAAAAUUUGAGCAUCACUUUAGCUUUCAUGGCAUUUUCAUUUUCUAUGAUCACUGCUUUGGUGCUUAAAAUAUUCAUUAAAUACAAGGAAACUCCCCUUGUUAAAGCCAACAAUCGUGGUCUCACGUACACUCUGCUCAUCGCCCUUUUGCUUUGCUUUCUCUGCUCCAUGCUGUUCUUUGGAAGGCCGCAGAAAGUAACCUGCCUCCUUAGGCAAACAGCUUUUGGCAUCAUCUUCACUGUGGCUGUUUCUUCUGUGCUGGCAAAAACCAUCACAGUGGUUUUAGCAUUCAUCGCCACAAAACCAGGAUCCAGGAUAAGGAACUGGGUGGGGAAAAGACUGGCAGCUUCUAUUGUUUUCUCCUGUUCCCUCAUUCAAGGAGCUCUUUGUACUGUGUGGCUCUGUACUGCUCCCCCAUUCCCACAUUUGGACAUGGACUCUUUGGCUAAAGAAAUUGUGGUUGAAUGUAAUGAAGGGUCUGUCCCUAUGUUUUAUUCUGUUCUUGGGUACCUGGGGUUUCUGGCUCUUGUCAGCUUUGUUGUGGCUUUUCUUGCUAGGGAAUUGCCUAGCACUUUUAAUGAAGCCAAGUUCAUCACUUUCAGCAUGUUGGUGUUUUGCAGUGUGUGGGUCUCUUUUGUGCCAACUUACCUGAGCACAAAGGGAAAAUACAUGGUGACUGUGGAGAUCUUCUCCAUUUUAGCCUCUAGUGCUGGAUUAUUGGGCUGUAUCUUUUUUCCUAAAUGUUAUAUUAUUGUCAUGAAGCCUGAACUGAACAGAAAGAAGUACUUAGGAAGGAGAAUGAAGUAG
Messenger RNA from Podarcis muralis (Common wall lizard), 2535 nucleotides. RefSeq names its product vomeronasal type-2 receptor 26-like. Gene Ontology annotation, biological process: G protein-coupled receptor signaling pathway. The record is from RefSeq and is a predicted model, not a curated record. Gene Ontology annotation, cellular component: plasma membrane. Gene Ontology annotation, molecular function: G protein-coupled receptor activity. NCBI's taxonomy places the organism in Eukaryota, Metazoa, Chordata, Lepidosauria, Squamata, Lacertidae.